AUGAUGAAAGGAUUCAAGAAUAGAUUAACUCGAAACAAGAGUCAAUCUACAAACAAAAAAGGGGACAAGAAAGACAAGGACAAGAGUGAAAAGAGGUCCUCGUCUCCAUCAUCAUCAUCUUCUACAUCGAAUACAGCAGCAUCACUGCAGAGCUCCAAGAACCUAAUGACAAACUCAGCAACCUCGCUAAAGUCAAACUCUCCCAGUCCUUCUAGAAACAAUAGCUCAAACAGUGCGGUGUCGAUCAAGUCAACCAAUAGCAAUACAACUAUGACGUCAGCCACCUCACCCCAGGGUCUGCCAACUACAGAAUCGCCAAGGAUUGUUGUUAAUGAUGAUAAUUCAAAUGCUGUUUUUGGCUCACCAUCACAACAAUCGUCAAAUAGUUCGGGUGUGUUUCCAAGCACUGUAUCAUUAGCUUCUGGACCAACAUCAGCAGCUAAUAUGUCAGCAGCAAACACAGGAAUCACUCCCACUACGAUGCCUUCGAUAGUUACGCCGAAUCAAGGUGCUGGCAAUGUAUCUUUUAACUCGAAUUCGCAACCCAUAACACCCACACCCACUUCACCAAAAAGUCCAUCUUUUGAAUCUAGAGCCCACCACAGUCAACAAGGUGCACAAUCACAUUAUCAGUUGAAUCCAAAUAUAUCAUCACCUGGUAGGGACUCGUUUGAUAUUGAUUUGAUAUCGGCACCAAAAAGACAUUCGUCAUCCAGAUUUGAGCCAACGACAUCCGAAAGAUACCAAGAAAUCAACAAACUACCAAAUUUUGACGAGGUAUUGCCAGAGGAUCAAAUUAAUUUAUUUAUUCAAAAGAUUGAUCAGUGUAACAUCAUGUUUGAUUUCAGCGACCCCACUUUUGAUAUUAGAGGUAAGGAGAUUAAACGGAUGACAUUGCAAGAAUUGAUUGCUUUUAUAUCAAACAAUCGAUUUUCCUAUACUGAUGAAAUGUACAAGCAUGUUGUCAAUAUGUUUAAAAAGAACUUGUUUCGUCCUAUUCCGCCCCCAGUCAAUCCAAUUGGCGAUGUAUACGACCCGGAUGAAGAUGAGCCAGUCAGUGAAUUAGCAUGGCCACACAUGCAAGCAAUCUAUGAGUUUUUUUUGAGAUUCAUUGAGCUGCCUGAUUUUCAACACCAAAUUGCCAAGCAGUAUAUUGACCAUGAUUUUAUUUUGAGAAUACUAGAGUUGUUUGAUUCAGAAGACCCAAGGGAGAGAGACUGUUUAAAGACUACAUUGCAUAGAAUUUACGGAAAGUUUUUAAGUUUGAGAAGCUUUAUUAGAAAGUCAAUCAACAAUGUGUUUUUGCAGUUUAUUUAUGAAACAGAGAGAUUUAACGGUGUUGGUGAAUUGUUGGAGAUUAUGGGCUCAAUCAUUAAUGGAUUUGCACUUCCAUUAAAAGAGGAGCACAAGAUUUUUUUGGUACGGGUUUUAAUUCCUUUGCAUAAAGUGAAAUGUUUGUCAUUGUACCACCCGCAGUUGGCGUACUGUAUUGUCCAAUUCUUGGAAAAGGAUCCCACGUUGACUGAAGAUGUGAUUAUGGGGUUGUUAAGAUUUUGGCCCAAGAUCAACAGUCCAAAGGAAGUUAUGUUUUUAAACGAGAUUGAAGAUAUUUUCGAAGUUAUGGAACCUAAUGAGUUUAUCAAAAUCCAGAUCCCCUUAUUUGCUCAGUUGUCGAAAUGUAUAAGUUCAUCACAUUAUCAGGUUAGUGAAAAAGUUUUGUGUUAUUGGUCAAAUGAAUAUUUUCUAACGUUAAUAACGGAAAAUGCCGAAGUCGUGUUGCCGAUCAUUUUUGCAUCUUUGUAUGAGUUGACAAAUGCAACACAACCUGGUAUUGAGAAUGGCAUCAUGCAACAAAAAUUGGCCAAUUUUCCCGAUGCAACAGUGGAUGCCAAUGGCAACUUGAUUGAUGCAGGGCUAGUUUUGCAAGAUUUGCAGCAAGGUAUUAUACCAAGUGCGAAUGAUCCAACUCACCCGCACCAUAAAAUAUUCCAGGUCCAUGCGUCGGUGAAUAAUAAUGGACAAAAUGGGGAAAACGACUUGUCAAUGUCCAUGAAUGGCGAGGGGAACCAUCAGCAACGUCAUCCUCACACAGACCUUAAUGGAAAUGAGCUCUCAGAUGAAGAAUACUAUGAUCUGUUUAGCUCAAUGCAAGCAGGAAACGCAGGAGGAUCAAACUCUACCAAUCAAUUAAGUGAUGAAUUCAAUCCUGGAUUCGAUGAAGAGACUAGUAUGUUACUGCAUAAUUCAGCUACAUCAACUUGGAAUAGAAAUAUCCAUUCACUUUCAUAUGGAGCAUUAAAAGUAUUUAUGGAUCACAACCCAGUAUUGUAUGAUCACUGCACUAUGUUAUAUCAUCAAUCCUUGAGUGAACAAAAGAGUCGCGAAGCUGCACGAAAAGAAGGUUGGGAAAAGAUUGAAAAAUACGUUAAGCAGCUCAAAGCUCAACAACAACCAUCGCUGGAGCGUAGUGGAGUAUUUUGA
Messenger RNA from Lodderomyces parapsilosis, 2481 nucleotides. It is a transcript of the gene RTS1, whose product is annotated as protein phosphatase 2A regulatory subunit. The transcript has a single exon. Gene Ontology annotation, cellular component: protein phosphatase type 2A complex. Bases 1 to 2481 code for a protein of 826 amino acids. Gene Ontology annotation, biological process: signal transduction. Lineage: Eukaryota; Fungi; Ascomycota; Pichiomycetes; Serinales; Debaryomycetaceae. The record is from RefSeq and is a predicted model, not a curated record. Gene Ontology annotation, molecular function: protein phosphatase regulator activity.